AUGAAUUUAAAGUUCAGAUCGGUACAAAGGAAUAAAACUGAAUGUGAACAUCUAGUGAAUGGUAGCAGUAGUGGAAAUGCACUUAUUUACCAUAUUCCGCCGAGGAAUUUACGCAACUUCUUUUGCAACUAUGUGAUAAAUGUCACUGGUAAAACGCAAGUCAGCUUGAGAUUCGCAGAUGAUGGGUUGCAGGCUACCGGAAAAGAAGUUGCCAAUUAUUUGGUGAUGUUUGAUGGUCCGGAUUGUAUGGCUGAAAGGAGUACCAUUAUAUUCGACGGAGACAGUGCACCCUACCUAACCAAAGGAAACGUGCUAACCGCCCUUUUCAUAAGUACCAGUGUGAACGCAAAGGAGAGAAUCACCAAUAGAUAUACUCAAAAGCAGUGCGGUUCCGAUGUCAAAGGAAGCAGUGGUAUCAUAUCACAAAUAAGAGAUGGAAAAAGCAAACUUUUUUGCAUCUGGCGAAUAACAGUCGAUCAUGGCAACAAAGUGAAUAUGCGGGUUACAAGCUGGUUGUUCCUUUACCCAGAUUCUUGGAUACGCAUUUUGGAUGGAAGCACAUGCGCUGCCGAUGAAGGGCUUUACGUAACCAGCAACGGCAACGAGGCUGUAACUUUGGAGUACCUAUCUACUACAAAUACAUUAAUGCUUGUUGCCGGAUCAUCAACUGCACAACCUGGUGAUUUGUUCAAGGCGUCAUAUACAAGCGUUUCAACAACCACCGAAAGUGAUGUGAUUGGCCAAACUAACACCGAGACCGGCAACGAAACCAUACUGAGCUCCGAAUUUCCGCAAAAUUACUGUGGUGGCGCUUUUUGCAAUUAUGCCAUAAAUGUCACAGCCAAAGCGCAAAUCCGCAUAAAAUUUACGGAAUCCAAGUUGGGAAUAUAUGGAGAUGAGAUUGGGGAAUAUAUACUGUUGUUCGACGGUCCAGAUUGCAUGGCUACACGGAUGGCCGUUGUAACGGAGAAGGACGACACGAUCCACAUUACCAAAGGCAACACACUAACAGCCCUUGUAAUCACAGACGAACAAGCGCCGCGCGGAAUAUUUAAAGCGGAAUAUGUCGAAGGAAAUUGCGGUGCCGAGAUAAUCGGCAAUAACGGAAUUAUAUCACGAAAAGGAGGCAGUAAAGGCAGUACACUGUGUAUCUGGAGAAUAACAGUUGAUGUUGGAAGGAAAAUAAAAAUUCGGUUGCGUGAGUGGUCGUAUUUAUUGUCUGGAUCCUGGAUACGUAUUUUGGAUGGCAGUACUUGCGGCGCCAAUGAGUUGCUCUAUAUCACCAGCAAUUACGAAGAAUUGCCAAAGGAAGAGUUCAUAUCUACUUCAAAUACCCUGAUGGUUGUUUUUGCACAUUCCGUUGCGGAGCCGGAAGAUUUGUUCGAGGCUUCAUACAAGAGUGAAGUGCACAGCAAAACAGAACAAGUGUGGUCUUCGGUUACAUUCACAACACAAACUGCACGGUUAUCCACACUAGCAGCCACAUCAGCGUCGUUGCAACCGGUUAUCAUUGUUGGAAUAUGCGCAACUGUCACCGCAAUAAGGAUAUUACACACAGAAACGUGA
Molecule: messenger RNA, 1566 nt
Organism: Dicrocoelium dendriticum
Lineage: Eukaryota; Metazoa; Platyhelminthes; Trematoda; Plagiorchiida; Dicrocoeliidae
Source: the annotation of a GenBank genome assembly